AAUGAUGACCAGGCAGAGACAGCGUACAUACGGGAGCUUGUGAAAUUCGUUCUGGAAAGAGGUUUGACCUCUCAUGAUCCGGAAGCCGACGCCAAGACCCGAGCUGUUCCAUCGGCGGAGUAAAGAUGGCUGACCAAGGCGCCGCAGAUCCUGGUAAUAACAACAAUAAUAAACCUGAAGCCUCCGAGGGAACUAUUAUAAAGGUCACAGUGAAAACCCCUAAAGACAAAGAAGAAAUCGCCAUCGCAGAAGAUGCCUCUGUUACUCAGUUUAAAGAAGAGAUCUCGAGGCGGUUCAAAGCCAAACAGGACCAGCUGGUUCUGAUUUUUGCAGGGAAAAUCUUAAAAGAUGGCGACAGCCUCAGCCAACAUGGCAUCAAAGAUGGCCUGACAGUCCACUUGGUCAUAAAAACAGCACACAAGGCGGCAGAUGGUGGUAGCACAUCAGCCUCUAGCUCAACAUCCACUCAAGCAGGCAGUACCUCCACUUCAAAUCCAGGCACCAGCCCCUCAACCACAACAGGCUCUACUGGUUCAGCCCCACCACCCACACAGACGCCCAACAUACUGACUGGCUUCGGUGACCUGGCUGGUCUAGCUGGACUGGGCAUGGGCUCGGCUAACUUUAUGGAGCUGCAGCAGCAGAUGCAGAGGCAGCUCAUGUCCAACCCAGAGAUGCUUUCUCAAAUUAUGGAGAACCCGCUGGUGCAGAACAUGAUGUCAAACCCAGACUUGAUGAGACAGAUGAUUAUGGCUAAUCCUCAGAUGCAACAGUUGAUGGAACGCAACCCUGAGAUCUCCCACAUGCUCAACAACCCUGAGCUUAUGAGACAGACCAUGGAGCUGGCCAGGAACCCAGCCAUGAUGCAAGAAAUGAUGCGCAACCAGGACCGGGCUUUGAGCAACUUGGAGAGCAUCCCAGGAGGUUACAAUGCUUUGCGGAGGAUGUACACAGACAUCCAGGAGCCCAUGUUUAGCGCUGCCAGAGAACAGUUUGGUAGCAACCCGUUCUCAGCUCUGGGAGGGAGCUCCGAGUCUGGUGCCCAGCCAUCACGGACAGAGAACCGAGAGCCCCUACCAAAUCCAUGGGGGCCACCAGCUUCUUCUAACCCUUCUGAGAGCGGAGGGGGCAGCACGGGGAGCAGUAGUACCACCGCAGGCACCACCCCAAGUGUGUCGAACCCUCUGGGCAUCAAUCCUGGCAGCCUGGGAAAUGGCAUGUUUAACAGCCCAGGCAUGCAGAGUCUACUGCAGCAGAUCUCUGAAAACCCUCAGCUGAUGCAGAACAUGCUGUCUGCUCCCUACAUGCGCAGCAUGAUGCAGUCACUGGCUCAAAACCCAGAGUUGGCCUCCCAGGUUUUGAUGAAUAACCCCUUGUUUGCUGGAAACCAACAACUGCAGGAACAGUUCAGAGCUCAGCUGCCUAUCUUUCUGCAGCAGAUGCAGAACCCAGAAGCCCUGUCAGUGAUGACCAAUCCACGGGCCAUGCAAGCUCUGAUGCAGAUCCAGCAGGGCCUACAGACACUGCAGACAGAAGCACCAGGCCUCAUGCCCAGUUUGAUGUCAGGCGGAAUUCCUGGAAUACCCACAGGAGGGGCCAUGCCCACAGAGAACCCUGCAUCCUCACCCAGCAGUGCUGGAACAAACACUGCCCAGCAGCAGCUGAUGCAACAGAUGCUCCAGAUGUUUGCUGGAGGAGGAGGCGGCGGCGGAGGAAGCGCAACGACCCAGACCCCAGAGGUUCGGUUCCAGUCCCAGCUGGACCAGCUUAAUGCUAUGGGCUUCAUCAACCGCGAGGCCAACCUGCAGGCGCUCAUAGCUACUGGAGGAGACAUCAACGCCGCAAUCGAGAGACUUCUGGGCUCACAGCCCUCGUAA
Molecule: messenger RNA, 1877 nt
Organism: Oreochromis niloticus (Nile tilapia)
Lineage: Eukaryota; Metazoa; Chordata; Actinopteri; Cichliformes; Cichlidae
Gene: ubqln4
Product: ubiquilin 4
Exons: 11
Coding region: 126-1877 (583 amino acids)
Biological process (GO): ubiquitin-dependent protein catabolic process
Cellular component (GO): cytosol
Molecular function (GO): polyubiquitin modification-dependent protein binding
Source: RefSeq, a predicted model, not a curated record